AUGAAACCCGAUCUCGGUGUCGUUCCUCCGGCUGGAACUCUCGGAGAAACAACCACCCAAGGCUUAGACAACUUCGCUCAGAGAGCCGCUGUUUCAAGAAGGAUGUGGUUUCGCAAAGUAGCGUUGUGUAUUGAAUUGAACAUUGGACCUCACACUCCUUCUCACUUGGGAAUAUUCGGAAAUGCCAACGUUGUAGCCAGGUCACUGAGCAAGUGUUGGCUUACGUCUAAAAGACCUGGGCUGAUCAUCACCUCUACCUCGAGGGUCAGCCACGAAGAAAUCGGUUUGGCUACAGUCACAGCUCUUCGCCGAGAAAUCCCAGCUAUUGUCCCCAGUAUCACAUUCCUUUCUGGUGAUAAUCCGUACUGGAUGCAACGAUAUAAAUGA
This is a messenger RNA of Ostertagia ostertagi, 387 nucleotides long. Lineage: Eukaryota; Metazoa; Nematoda; Chromadorea; Rhabditida; Trichostrongylidae. The record is from the annotation of a GenBank genome assembly.